Messenger RNA from Pyrenophora tritici-repentis Pt-1C-BFP, 483 nucleotides. The record is from RefSeq and is a predicted model, not a curated record. Lineage: Eukaryota; Fungi; Ascomycota; Dothideomycetes; Pleosporales; Pleosporaceae.
GAGCAGACUUCGGAUACUCCCCUUCCCGAUGCAAGUUUGCGGCACGGUAUCGCUCCACUCAUUCAUUGCGUUGCUUCAUCGAUGGGUACCUGUAAAAAGGCCACUGUAGUCGCCAGGCAUGCCUACUAGGCGCUUACCAACACUGUCAACUUUUGACACAUUGGACCCUUUGUCUUCACCUUCUCUUGUCGUUUCGGUCCCUUCCGGACUUCAUGAAUCGUUCAAUCCGGGGUUGAUACAACUAAAGCCUCAGAAACAGUGCGCCAUGGGAAAAAGAGUCUGGUCUGCUGCACAGGAUAUUGCGCAGGAGUGCGCGCUAUCCCGAAUGGGCAGAACGUACAUGGUGUGGCUGGAACGUGCUUCCUGUUCCACUGCCAGAAAGUUUGGAUUUUCAACGGCAUUCAACGGUUUAAUUGAGUUGAAGCCACUACAAGGCUGCUAAAGUAAACUGCGUAGUAUCAUGUGAACUGCAGUUUCAUUAGA